Messenger RNA from Ziziphus jujuba (common jujube), 813 nucleotides. Its product is annotated as expansin-A12. The record is from RefSeq and is a predicted model, not a curated record. The transcript is spliced from 3 exons. Gene Ontology annotation, biological process: plant-type cell wall organization. Bases 16 to 813 code for a protein of 265 amino acids. Gene Ontology annotation, cellular component: extracellular region. Lineage: Eukaryota; Viridiplantae; Streptophyta; Magnoliopsida; Rosales; Rhamnaceae.
GCUCUAUACUUGUUUAUGUCUGUUGAGUCGAAGAUGGGGCGGCCAUGUAAUCAUAUUUAUGGGGUUUUUGUUUGGUAUUUUUUCUUGUUUUUGUGUUUCUUUUUCAAGGCAAUCAAUGCUCAACUUAAUGGUAAUUGGCUCAGUGGUCAUGCAACUUUCUAUGGAUCCGACCAAAACCCCACCACACUUGGAGGAGCAUGUGGUUAUGACAACACCUUCCAUGCUGGGUUCGGAGUAAACACGGCAGCGGUGAGCGGCACACUUUUCAGGCAAGGCGAGGCAUGCGGUGCAUGCUACCAGGUAAUAUGCAACUACAAGAUAGACCCAAAAUGGUGCCUCCAAGGCCGUGUUGUCACGGUCACCGCCACCAACUUUUGCCCCCAGAAUAACAAUGGUGGGUGGUGUGAUCCUCCUCGCCAACACUUUGACAUGUCCACUCCUGCUUUUCUUCGCAUUGCUAGACCCGGCAAUGAAGGCAUAAUUCCUGUGCUUUAUAGAAGGGUGAGUUGCAAAAGAAGAGGGGGUGUCCGAUUCACGUUGAAGGGACAAGGGAAUUUCAACAUGGUGAUGAUCUCCAACGUAGGAGGGAGUGGGGACUUGAAGGCUGCAUGGUUAAGGGGUUCGAGGAUGACAAGGUGGAUUCCCAUGCAUAGGAAUUGGGGUGCAAAUUGGCAGAGCAGCGUUGAUAUUCGAAGACAGAAAGUUUCUUUCAAGCUCACUUUGGUUGAUGGAAAAACCCUCGAGUUUUUCAAUGUUGUUCCUUCUUCUUGGAUGUUUGGACAGACGUUUUCUUCCUUAAACCAGUUCUCUUAA